This is a messenger RNA of Closterium sp. NIES-65, 2478 nucleotides long. NCBI's taxonomy places the organism in Eukaryota, Viridiplantae, Streptophyta, Zygnematophyceae, Desmidiales, Closteriaceae. The record is from the annotation of a GenBank genome assembly.
AUGGUGAGUAAUAGUAUGGUGAGUGAUGGGAUGGUUAGGGCUGGGAUGGUGAGUGCUGGGAUGGUGAGUGAUGGGAUGGUGAGUGCUGGGAUGGUGAGGGAUGGGAUGGUUAGUGCCCGGAUGGUGAGUGCUGGGAUGGUGAGUGCUGGGAUGGUGAGUGCCCGUAUGGUGAGUGCUGGGAUGGUGAGUGAUAGUAUGGUGAGUGAUGGGAUGGUGAGUGCUGGGAUGGUGAGUGCUGGGAUGGUGAGUGCUGCGAUGGUGAGUGAUCGUAUGGUGAGUGAUGGGAUGGUUGGUGCUGUGAUGGUGAGUGCUGGGAUGGUGAGUGAUAGUAUGGUGAGUGAUGGGAUGGUUAGGGCUGGGAUGGUGAGUGCUGGGAUGGUGAGUGAUGGGAUGGUUAGUGCUGGGAUGGUGAGUGCUGGGAUGGUGAGGGAUGGGAUGGUGAGUGCCCGGAUGGUGAGUGCUGGGAUGGUGAGUGCUGGGAUGGUGAGUGCUGGGAUGGUGAGUGAUGGGAUGGUGAGUGCUGGGAUGGUGAGUGAUGGGAUGGUGAGUGCUGGGAUGGUGAGUGAUGGGAUGGUUAGUGCUGGGAUGGUGAGUGCUGGGAUGGUGAGUGCUGGGAUGGUGAGUGCUGGGAUGGUGAGUGCUGGGAUGGUGAGGGAUGGGAUGGUUAGUGCUGGGAUGGUGAGUGCCCGGAUGGUGAGUGCUGGGAUGGUGAGUGAUGGGAUGGUGAGUGCUGGGAUGGUGAGUGAUGGGAUGGUGAGUGCUGGGAUGGUGAGUGCUGGGAUGGUGAGUGCUGGGAUGGUGAGUGAUGGGAUGGUUAGUGCUGGGAUGGUGAGUGAUGGGAUGGUGAGUUCUGGGAUGGUGAGUGCUGGGAUGGUGAGUGCUGGGAUGGUGAGUGCUGGGAUGGUGAGUGAUGGGAUGGUGAGUUCUGGGAUGGUGAGUGCUGGGAUGGUGAGUGCUGGGAUGGUGAGUGAUAGUAUGGUGAGUGAUGGGAUGGUGAGUGCUGGGAUGGUGAGUGAUGGGAUGGUGAGUGCUGGGAUGGUGAGUGCUGGGAUGGUGAGGGAUGGGAUGGUUAGUGCUGGGAUGGUGAUUGCCCGGAUGGUGAGUGCUGGGAUGGUGAGUGAUGGGAUGGUUAGUGCUGGGAUGGUGAGUGCUGGGAUGGUGAGUGCUGGGAUGGUGAGGGAUGGGAUGGUUAGUGCUGGGAUGGUGAGUGCCCGGAUGGUGAGUGCUGGGAUGGUGAGUGAUGGGAUGGUGAGUGCUGGGAUGGUGAGUGAUGGGAUGGUGAGUGCUGGGAUGGUGAGUGCUGGGAUGGUGAGUGCUGGGAUGGUGAGUGAUGGGAUGGUUAGUGCUGGGAUGGUGAGUGAUGGGAUGGUGAGUUCUGGGAUGGUGAGUGAUAGUAUGGUGAGUGAUGGGAUGGUGAGUGAUGGGAUGGUGAGUGCUGGGAUGGUGAGUGAUAGUAUGGUGAGUGAUGGGAUGGUGAGUGCUGGGAUGGUGAGUGAUGGGAUGGUGAGUGCUGGGAUGGUUAGUGCUGGGAUGGUGAGUGCUGGGAUGGUGAGUGAUGGGAUGGUUAGUGCUGGGAUGGUGAGUGAUGGGAUGGUGAGUGCUGGGAUGGUGAGUGAUAGUAUGGUGAGUGAUGGGAUGGUGAGUGCUGGGAUGGUGAGUGAUGGGAUGGUGAGUUCUGGGAUGGUGAGUGCUGGGAUGGUGAGUGCUGGGAUGGUGAGUGAUAGUAUGGUGAGUGAUGGGAGGGUGAGUGCUGGGAUGGUGAGUGAUGGGAUGGUGAGUGCUGGGAUGGUUAGUGCUGGGAUGGUGAGUGCUGGGAUGGUGAGUGAUGGGAUGGUUAGUGCUGGGAUGGUGAGUGAUGGGAUGGUGAGUGCUGGGAUGGUGAGUGAUAGUAUGGUGAGUGAUGGGAUGGUGAGUGCUGGGAUGGUGAGUGAUGGGAUGGUUAGUGCUGGGAUGGUUAGUGCUGGGAUGGUGAGUGCUGGGAUGGUGAGUGAUGGGAUGGUUAGUGCUGGGAUGGUCAGUGCUGGGAUGGUGAGUGAUGGGAUGGUUAGUGCUGGGAUGGUGAGUGCUGGGAUGGUGAGUGAUGGGAUGGUGAGUGCUGGGAUGGUGAGUGAUAUUAUGGUGAGUGAUGGGAUGGUUAGUUGGGGGAUGGUGAGUGAUAGUAUGGUGAGUGAUGGGAUGGUUAGUGCUGGGAUGGUGAGUGCUGGGAUGGUGAGGGAUGGGAUGGUUAGUGCUGGGAUGGUGAGUGCCCGGAUGGUGAGUGAUGGGAUGGUGAGUGCUGGGAUGGUGAGUGCUGGGAUGGUGAGUGAUGGGAUGGUUAGUGCUGGGAUGGAAAGCCUGUUAUCUGUGGAGCUACCCAACAACGUUCGCACACCCGCACAACAGCAGUGGGUUAGAGAUGAGGCAGCUGGAGUCCCUGCCGGAGCGGAUGACAAUCCGCUGAAGCUGUACUCAACGUUCGACAUCGAUGUAAGUAUUUGA